Messenger RNA from Papilio machaon (common yellow swallowtail), 565 nucleotides. RefSeq lists its product as uncharacterized. The transcript is spliced from 2 exons. Bases 66 to 485 code for a protein of 139 amino acids. Gene Ontology annotation, molecular function: odorant binding. Lineage: Eukaryota; Metazoa; Arthropoda; Insecta; Lepidoptera; Papilionidae. The record is from RefSeq and is a predicted model, not a curated record. Gene Ontology annotation, biological process: sensory perception of smell.
UGUUUUAUCAUUCAAUAGUGAGUAUCGAUUCGGAACUGUACAAUCGAAGUACACUUUAUACAACAAUGAUUUACACAGUUCUCCUUUUCACGGUACUUUGUGUCCUAGGCGCAAAUGCUUCACCGGCUCCUCUCAAGUUGCCGACGCAAAUUGCUGAAAAAGUGAAACUUGUAGGAAGUCAAUGCAUUAAGGAAACCGGAGCUCCGGCUGACGCCCUCACAAACACUAUGUCUUGGAAUCUAUCUGAAAACGAAACCAAUGAAAAGUUUCUAUUUUGUCUGUGCAAAGGAAACAAUUUAAUAAACGACGAAGGUUACUUUGAUUAUGAAAAAACUGUGAAAAUUUUCGCAAACAGUGACAAAAAAGAUGAUACCGCAAAAGCUUUAACAGAAUGUAAUGCGCUAAAAGCAAAAGAUAAAUAUGAAACUGUGUACAAGAUAACGGAUUGUUUCUUUGGAAAAGUACCUAUAACUUUGUCGUUGUAAAAUAACUUUCCUCAAUGAAAAUGUUGAGUUUCGUAUUCAAAUUUUGUUGUGACGGAAAAUAAAUGUUUUAAAACUAUGUU